Messenger RNA from Prorocentrum cordatum, 999 nucleotides. The record is from the annotation of a GenBank genome assembly. Lineage: Eukaryota; Dinophyceae; Prorocentrales; Prorocentraceae.
CCGGUCUGCGGAUCCAGUGCUCUCCCCCUCCCCCCCCCGGCACCAGGGGGAGGAGGACGCGGCCCCUCCCCCGCGCGCCGGGGGCGCGCCGGUGCACCGCGGGGGCGGCCCGGGCCCGUGGGCGGAGCUGGGCAGCGCCGCGGUGCCCUUGGAGAGGUCGCUCGAGCGGAAGGAGGAGUACGAGUUGUGCUACGACGCCCCUGAGGGGCAGGUGUGCGUCCCCAGCAACAGCAGCAAAUACAGCGACAGCGUGGUCUACUGCAGCGCCAAGAAGUGGAAGCUCUGGGGCCCGAGGCUGUGUUCGGCGUCGAUGGGCCGAGAGAGCCGCUGCGAGCCGACUGGCAUCGGGCUGGAGGUGGGGACGUGCGACGACCCGUUUUGCAGGAACGGCGGCGCCAUCCGUGGCGACGGGAAGUACUGCCACAGGUCGCAGGUUGUGAGUUGCACUGGCGACGCCGCGCCCCGGAUCGUGGACGCCUGCGCCGACCGCAGGCAGUACCUGUUCGAGGACUGCUACUCGGUCCAGAAGCGCGAAUGCAUGGAGUACACCGACACGGACAUCCGCUGCGCGGGUUCGCAUUCCCACUUGGAGGGGAACGGCUGUUAUGAUGGCAGACGCAGGAGGAGUUGGUAGCUCGUCUUUUUGUUCUACCGCCUUGCGCGUGUUGGUAGUAGUACUACGAUCCCUCGAGAUCGCAUGGUGCGCGGGAUUUCUACUGACACGCGCAUUCAGCGGCACGGUGGCGGAUUACGUCGGCCCUCGACAGCGUCCGCCUGAUUGGGCGCCCGCGCAAGCGCUGGCAUUAUUGAUUUCCCACAUGAUGGCGUCGCCUCGUGCCCCGUUCUCUGAUUUUGUUGCGCUUUUCGCGGCGCGCGGCAGCCUGUGUUGCGCCCGCAGCGUUUUUGCAUCCUGAUUCCCUCCUUGUCUACUUGUCUACACCACGCGAUUGAAUGGAACGCGACGCGAGGCUACUUGGAUGACUGCGGCGGCUACGGGGA